This is a messenger RNA of Durusdinium trenchii, 7024 nucleotides long. The record is from the annotation of a GenBank genome assembly. NCBI's taxonomy places the organism in Eukaryota, Dinophyceae, Suessiales, Symbiodiniaceae.
GAUUUACCAAGGGCUCUUCCAGGAACCUAGUCUUGGGCCAUGAAGGACACAACUGUGGUGCCGCGACUCGUUGAGUUCAUCGCCCAGAACGGCGGCUCGAUCGAUCGGGCAAAGCUCUCAAUUUUCCUCCAGAAGUAUCCGAAGAGCAAAUCUAACCUUGGUGACCUCUACGCAUUCUGUGCCAGGCACAAGCAGCACUUUUGCAUUGCGAGAAUUGCUGGAUCUGCAGAGUUUUGCCUAACCGUGGUGGCACAACCACAUCCAAAGCAGGGCGCAGCUAAGGCAGCUAAGCCACAUCCAACGCAGCCCGUGACUUCUGUACCUAAACAGGCACCAAUUUGUUCGGCACCCUGCACCUUUGCACAGCGGCAGUUUCCUCCUGCCCCUCCCAUGCUUCCCCCUUUCCCUCUUUGUCCUUCUUUUCCCCUCCACCGACUCCCAACGGACUUUGUGAGACAGUCAACUUGGAUACCGAAGCCUAUCCCUAAGGAGCCUUGGGAACCAGCACAUAGUCGAACAACCUUGGUACUUGCAGACUCAGUAAAACAGCCGACUGAGUCAACUUCCGGUCCUACACAGCCUCCAAAGAUUCCAAAGGGAGCAGGGAUCUGGGUGCCCAAGCAGCGAGCGGAUCAAGUAGCCGAAGCCGAUUUGCUGAGAAAUUCCACGCCAGCAGAGCGCCAAGUAGGCUUGGCACUUGCAGACUUUGUGAAGGCUGCAGGUGGAUUUGUGAAGAUUGGAGAUGCUGCGUGGGGUUUCUUCUCCAGGUAUCCUGAGCACAAAGCUGCCUUGGGGAAUGUAUCCUUCAUGGAGUUUUGCCACAAGCAGCCGGAUCUCUUCUACUUGAACCAUGAGCACACUGGGGAAGCAAUCUUGAGCCUGGCAUGUCAGACCACAGAUAUGCCUUCAAAUGUGGCUACGGAGGCUACAGGUCCAUCUGCGAAUGAACAGUCACGCCAGGCUUGCAUACCCGGGGUGAAAGUCAGGGAAGCCCUGGUGCAGUUCAUCCAGUCUCAUGGUGGUUCGAUCGGGCAUGCAGAGAUGGGCAAGUUUCUGCAGAAUUCGGCCUACAAGAAACAGAUGUUCUCCAAUGGCCAGACGGUGAGUCAAUUCUGCAGACUGCAUGAGGACUUUUUCAUUUUCGAGAGGAGCAGCACCAGCCCUGCCUUUCGAGUUUCUCUCCGCAGCGCAGCCGCUCCUGCUACACAGACCUCUGAAAGUCCUGAUGAUGAUGGUAGCGAUUCCGAGAGCUCAUUUGCGAGUGGCGAAGAAGAUGGUUGGAGUGAGAUUUCGGUGAAGCAGAUCAAGUGGGCGCAAGACUCGAUCAAGGUGCAAUUCCGGAAUGGCUGGCUGCUGGUUGACACUUUGAAGGACCUGGUAGAUGGACGCUUGAAACCGUCUCAGCUUCCCCCCUUUGCGGUUUGGCAGAGAGGCAGCGAAUGGUUUGCCAUUACCGGCAAUCGUCGCUUGUGGGUCCUCAAGGAGUUGGCGGAGCUCCUAUCGCUUGACCUCCGGAUUCGAGCGCGCGUGCUGCCCCAUGGUGCAGGCACCAGAGUCUGGUUCCAAAGGAAGUUCACCACCCGCUGCGAAGGGAACUGGGUGAGCUAUCGAAGCAAAGGCUGUUGCUUCCCCAGUAUGGGCUUCGCGAUGUUUGUCCAAAAAUGGAAGAUGCCCGUGACCAGCAUCGACUUGACCAUCGGGGAGGAGAUUCGGAAGUCGCCUGGGGGAGUGCCUUUGGAGGAUGUAAGAGAGAAGUUUACCGAACUUUCUCCGGUGGACCGCUACCUCCUCUCCAAGCCUGGCCUCUACUCCAUCACGAGCUCUCAGAGGGUUGUCUUCGCCCCUGUGGUCAAGGCCCCUGCGGUCAAGGCACCGGCACCACCUCCCAAGCCGCCAAUCAAGCUGGUUGGAGAAUUUGUCACAGUGUGGAAGCACACCUCCAUGGGCUGCGCUAUCGUCUCGAUGACUGACGUCAAUGUCCGAGAGGCCAUGCUGGCACAAGGCAAAGAGUGCACAAUCAGCAACGUCAGUGUCCAAAUCAAUCCGCACGUGAACAAGGACACUGCCAAAGAGAUCUUGACGGACUUGUUCGUGGCUUGGGGCCAUCAGGUGGAGAAAGCCACUCCCUUGUUUGAAGAGAAGAUCGUAGAGUACUUUGACAAGAAACACAAGGAGAUUGCAACACAAUGGAGGGCUCGGGAGGAGGCAGAAGAAAGUAAGCUGCGUCACGAGGAACAAGCAAGGGAGGAGAAACUUGUGGGAGAAAGAAGCCAAGAGCGCCGAAGAUAUGAAGAGGAUCAAGAGUGGACUCCCGCUAGCUUGAUGUUGUCGUUGUGGCUGCUCUGGUUCUUGCUGCUGUUCCUCCUGGUGGUGGUGGUGGUGGUCGUGGAAGCAAGCAUUUUGCUGUUUGCUUCACAAAUGGCUGACAUGGAUCCGUUGAUUUCCCGCUGUCAUGCCCUGUGGCCUGCUCAUACGGCAGUGAUUAAUGAAGUUCAGUUCAGAAUCGCUGCCAGGCAGAAGCAAAGGAAGACGGAGGCAUUGGCAGAUUCUCUCCAGGCCAUUGAGAGUGCAAGCUGCCAACGGUGGGAGCAGCACAUCGUGACGGAUUUAGUUAAACUUAUCCGUAAGCAUGGCCUUGUUGUGCAUGAGAACAGGAAAAGUGGAGACCUUGCCAUCCUCCUGGGUGGAAAUUCACCAAUACUUACCAGCUUGGUGGAGGAUGUUGAGGGGUUGUGCCACAAGUAUCCUGAACAGUUCGUGAUCGCGCAUCGCGGAUGCUCAGAGCAGCUUGCUCGUGCCCUUGGUUGGCAAGAUCGCUUUCCGACCUUAAGCUUUGCCAUAAGCUCUCCACACCGGCCAAGCAAGACCGACAUACGGGUCGCAUGGGCCUUACGCGAGUUGGGUGGCAUAGCAGAGUUUUCUUGGCUAUGCCAGCACCAAAAGAAUAGGGAAAAAGAAUUCCGUAGGUACUUGUUGAACAGGCCGCAUUGGUUUCAACGUUGUGACAAGAUGGUCUCCUUCACGCCGACCAUGCAGCCAGUCCUGGCCUUUCUUCGUGCAAGUACACUAGCCUCUUUCCCAUGUCCAAUGUUUGCCAUCGCCUCCUUGGACUCGUCUACAGCACCGUCCUUGAAAGAUCUCACCAUCGGCUGGUUCUUGAAAGAAAAGAACAAGGUCAACGAAGAUACUUUCAAGGCCACACUAAGGAGACAUAGCUAUGAAGAGUGCAAGCUGAAGUACUUGCGCCAAAGGCCACACUUGUUUUCCAUCGUUGACAAAAAGGUGUCAUUGCCUGCUGGUCCCCUGCUUCUUGUCUCAGCAGCAGAUGGUCUUCAGGACUUUAUUCCGGUUCUUGUGGAGGCCAGCGGCGACCAGGCAGUGCGUCAAAUGGCGAACCUUCCAGGGCAUCAGUCAGAAUCCGAGAGUGAGGGGGAAGAAAACGUAUCUACUUCCACAGGCGAAGCUAGGGCUAGGGCUGUUACAGCACCCACAGCUGCAAUAUCCGGUGGAACAAGCAAUGAUGCGAUUCAGAGUGGAAACCCCAACCGAUGGGAGGAGCAUAUCGUGGAGGAAUUGGUCAAGCUUAUUUAUGGGCAUGGCCUGGAGGUGCAGUCAAGCACAGGAGUCACAGACUUGGCCAUCCUGCUUCCUGUGAAUGCACCAGGGUCAGAUGCCUUGGCAUUUGAUGUCGAGGGGCUUUGUGCGAAAUAUCCCGGGUACUUCGAGAUUUGCCACCCAACAGAUUGUACAGAGCGAAAGCGCCUAUUUUGCUGGCAAGAUCACUUUCCAAGCCAGAGUUUUGCCACCGAGGCGACGAUAAAACCAAGCAGGAAAGACAUGGAAAUUGGACGUGCUUUACAAGAGCUUUCCGGAAAGGCUACUAUUGAAGAGCUCUACCAACGUGUUUCCAGCUUGGACAGCCAAGAGGAGUUUACUAUCUAUCUCAGCAAAAGGCACCAUUUGUUCUCACUCUGCCAGGAAGUUGUAUCCUUUAGAAGAGCAAGGCUGCCAGUUCUCGCCUUUCUUGGCAGAAGCACACUUGCCAGUUUCCCGAGCCCAUUAUUUGCCAUCACCUCUUUUUUCUCAACACCAUCCUCAAAGGAUCUUUACAUCGGAAACCUCUUGAAAGAGGUGAAGGGAGGUGUGUUCGAGUCCGAAGCCCUGUUGGCUAAACUUGCAGAGGAAGGCAUGAAAAGCAAGAAGAGCUACUUUUCCCAAAAGCCGCUUCUUUUUACCCAAGUGUCCGGGAAUGUGUUCUUGACCAAGGGUCCCAGGCUUCUGAUUUCUAUGGCAGAUGGUCUGGAGGACUUCAUCCCAUUACUGAAGGCGAGCUCAAAGGCACGCGCUAUACCUCCAUCUCUUCCCUCGAGCGGAGACGUCGUGGCCUUGGCCGAAGACGCUGCAAAGCCUGCGGCAUCUGGGUCAUCGGACUUGGGUGCAGAGGAAGCUCACCAGGCUAUGUCGUCGCUGAAGCUGGACACAGAAGGGCCGCCGGCUGAAUGUGAAGCUAGUGCUGCUGCAGCCACUGCUUCCCCUGCGCCCAGUGGGCUGCCUGACACUGUGAUGCAGGGAGCAAAGAGUCCACGGUGGGAGGAGCAUAUCGUGGCGCAUUUGGUCAAAAUUAUCCAUGAGCAUGGCCUUGUCGUGAAGGCAAGCAGGAGCGUUGUGGCAACAAACCUCGGGAUCCUGCUACCUGACAAUGUGCAAUUGACAUCGACCAGCUUGGCUGUGGCCAUUGAACAGCUUUGCGAGAAAUACCCUGAGCACUUCGCGAUUUCCCACCCAGAAAGUCCUCAAGAACGAAGGCGGUUGCUCUGCUGGCAAGAACACUUUCCCAGCUUAAGUUUUGCCGUAGCUACCAAAGCACCAACCACAGAGGACAUGCACAUUGGUUGGGCUUUGCGAGAUCUUUCGGGUGAGUCUACAACUGCAGGGCUGUAUGCAGAACUUUGCCAGCGAGUUUCUGGCUGGGACAGUCGGAAACAGUUCUUCCAAAUUUUCCUCCAAAGACCGGAUUUAUUUCAAUUCCAGCCAGGUCAGCCACAUGACAGAGUGUCCUUUGCUCCGCAGCCGGCAGUCCUUGCCUUCCUUGGCAGAAGCAUGCUCGAGCGGUUCCCAAGCCCCAUGUUUGCGAUCGCCUCCUUGGAUUCAUCAACCGCACCGUCCAAAAGGGCUUUUUGCAUCGGAAGCGCUUUGCAAGAGAAGGCGAUGGGAUCAAUUGAUUUGAAAAUCCGACUGCAAGCCAGAGGCGUGCCCACAACGUUCUUGGAAGCACCGUUGCUCUACACCAAGCUUGACGAAACGUAUAUGCUGACCGCUGGCCCUGGAAUAUUAAUUUCAACUGCCGAUGGUCUGGAGGACUUCAUCUCAGUCCUGGAAGCGAGCGCCAGACUCACAUCUGUGCCUCCCAUGGUUCCUCCAGUCGAGGAUGGCGACCCCGAGUCCAACCCUCCAAUGCAUUCGCCAUCCAAGUCACAUGCCGAAGAAGAGGAGGAGUGCAAGGUGGUGGCAGACUCCGUCUCCGAAGCGCCAGAAGCACCAGAAGCACUACCCAGUUCCGAAGGCCGAGAAGGAGCCGCAACCUCAGUGUCUUCGCCGCACCUGCCGUUGGACACGCUGAUCUAUGGGAUGAAGCGACCUGCCAGCUUCAAUGCGCCUGUGCAGAAGUGCAUUUGCGACCUCAGUCUGCUGUCGAAGCUCCCCGGCAAAGUGCUUCAACAGGUGACUGCACCAGUUUUGGCUGAGAUGCUGCACAAGUCCUGCGCACAACGUCUCAUUCUCCAAGCUGGCCGACCACUCCAAGUGGCCUUGCGGAAGGGCUAUUUGAACAGUGCAUCUCUUCCAGAGGUGACCCUCACACCGCCGGACCUGGUGGAGAUGCUGAAGCAGCUCGACGUCAACGUGCCAACUGGCUCCACGAUGGUCCAGAUUCCCAACAGUUGGCACCGUUUGAGUUGCAGCUACCGUGGCGGAGAACUGGAUGUGCUAGUUCUCCAUUUGACCCGGAUCCUGCCAGGCAUCGCAUUGCCUGUGGCCCAGCAAGCUAAGACGGGCUCCAGCCUGUUCUUGGGCCCCGCUUGCAGUGGCAAGUCAACAGUGCUGCGUGAUGUUGCGGUUGGCCUGUCAAAAACAGAGCAGGUCGUCUACAUCAACUUCUGGAAUGAGCUCGGCGCGGGCCUCUUGGGUUUGGCGCGAGUCGUCACGCCUGGCGACAAGGAGGAGUGCCUGGAAUUUCUCGACCGAGUGAUCAUGCAGCAUUCGCCUGAGGUCAUCGUGGCCGAAUUCCUGGAUGCCUCCGCAGCUCUAUGGGCAGCGCGGCGCUGCACGGAAUCAGCAGUGCGGCUGGUGGCGUCACUGCGGGGCUCCAUGCAGACAUUGCUGGAGGAAGCUUUGGUGGGCAUGAAUCGUGCUGCGAUGCCGGGGUGUGUCUAUUUUCCCUUCAACCAUCUCAUUUUGCUUCGUCGCGAGCUGGACUAUUGGAAUGUCGACCAGCAAGUUGGAGCCACCGUUUGCCGCAUGGCACGUGGCCGGUGUCCGGCAUGUCCACAUCAGUCGCAGGUGCAGCAUCAACCCCUGCAGGUGAAGCUUAAGCCGCUCCAGCUGGAGGUCUAGAAACGACCACGGGACGAAGGGGAUGUGAUCUGUAGGAGUUUGGCAGACGGGUGUGUCUCAACAUCAACCACACCAACAUUAUCCAAUACUUGUCAAUAUUCAUAUACAACGGGCAACAUGGAAAGCAGAUGAACCUCACCCUUUGGUCGGGGGAUUCCCUUGUUGUGAGACGGAUCCAAAUCAACUCUGCACUUAGUUUGCCUUGGGGCCUUACGAGUUUUGGCCUUGAGCCUCCAAAGGGAGGUUUCAUUUUUAAAGAUCCGUUCCUGAGCAAAGCCCCUGGCAAUACACGUGGUGCUUGCUCCGAAACUUAAGUCCUUUGAAUCAUUCUCAAUCGUUGUUUAGCCCUGGAGAAGACCAUGGGCCAGACCAGCAGAACGAACAGAAAGAGAUGCCUUGGUGCAGGCCUGUG